This is a messenger RNA of Angiostrongylus costaricensis, 567 nucleotides long. The record is from the annotation of a GenBank genome assembly. NCBI's taxonomy places the organism in Eukaryota, Metazoa, Nematoda, Chromadorea, Rhabditida, Metastrongylidae.
AUGGCAUCGGUGGCACAGUUGAUGUUCGAUGAAUUCGGGCAACCGUUCAUUGUCAUGCGUGAUCAGGAAAAGCAGAAGCGUCUCACUGGUUUGGAGGCUGUCAAGAGUCACAUACUUGCCGCACGGGCUGUUGCAAAUACACUUCGUACGUCUUUUGGACCUCGUGGUCUCGAUAAAAUGCUGGUUUCCUCUGAUGGCGAGGUCACCAUCACCAAUGAUGGUGCAACAAUUAUGGAGAAGAUGGACAUACAACAUCAUGUAGCGAAAUUAAUGGUUGAACUUAGCAAGUCGCAAGACGCUGAAAUCGGAGACGGAACAACAGGAGUCGUUGGUUGGUGUUUUAUGCCGUAUACAUAUAUUUAUAUUUACAUGUGUACAUUAUUACAUAUGCAUAUGUACACAUAUGCACAUAUAUAUACAUACAUACAAAAUUUUUACAAAAUGUACAAGUACCACGCCCACACAUGUAUAUGUGUAUACGUGUGCGGAUUACACGUUACAUGUACAUACGUAUAUAUGUAUAUAUACAUAUAUAUAUGCAUAUAUAUGUGUUCGGGCAUUAUGUAA